AAGAAGGAGCCGCGGAGACUCUUGGGAGGUAGAGCCCGCGCCGGAGUGCGCAAGCGCAGAUGGCUCGCCAGUAGUCGAAGGUUGAUAGUCUCCAGCUGGAAUGGAUUGGGAGCUGGAAAAGAGAAGUCAGGGACAAGAAGAGGCUAACAUGACUGGUACCAUUAUAAUUUAGUGAACCGCCCCUUUUCUAAAGAGGAGCCCAAAGGAAGACUGGUCAUCUCUUGCAGAUCUCAAAACCAUGGCUCAGGGAUCAGUGUCAUUCAAAGAUGUGACUGUGGACUUUAGUCAGGAGGAGUGGCAGCACCUGGAUCCUGCUCAGAAGAUGCUAUACAUGGAUGUGAUGUUGGAAAACUAUUGCCACCUCGUUUCUGUGGGGUGUCACAUGACCAAGCCUGACGUGAUCCUCAAGUUGGAACGAGGAGAAGAGCCUUGGACAUCGUUUACAGGUCAUACCUGUUUAGAAGAAAAGUGGAAAGCUGAAGAUUUUUUAGUGAAAUUCAAGGAACAACAAGAUAAGUUUUCUAGAUCAGUUGUAUUAAUCAACCACAAAAAACUGAUUAAGGAGAACAGUAGUGCAUAUGAAAAGACAUUUACUUUAAGCAGAAACCCUAUUAAUUCAAAAAACCUACCCCCUGAAUAUGACACCCAUGGAAAGCUUUUUAAAAAUGUUUCAGAAUUAAUCAUCAGUAAUCUAAGUUCUACAAGAAAGAGACUUAGUGAGCAUAAUGGAUUUGGGAAAUCACUCCUCAAUACUAAGCCAGAGACAGCUCACUCUGGAGUCAAAUCCCAUAAUCAGCGUGGUAGGACUGUCAGUCAUAAUGAAAUGAUUAUGCAGUAUCAUGAGAUAGAAACUUCAGCACAGUCAUUUGGAUAUAAUGACUGUGAGAAAUCCUUCCUUAAAAAAGGAGGCCUAAUUACACAUAAUAGAGCUUACAGAAGGGAAAAACCAUCUGAAUAUAAUAAAAGGAGAAGAACAACCAAUAUUGAAAAAAAGCAUAUAUGCACUGAAUGUGGGAAGUCCUUCUGCAGGAAAUCAGUAUUGAUUCUGCAUCAGGGAAUUCACACAGAGGAAAAACCCUACCAAUGUCAUCAAUGUGGAAAUUCAUUUAGAAGGAAAUCAUAUCUCAUUGAUCAUCAGAGAACUCACACUGGAGAGAAACCCUUUGUUUGUAAUGAAUGUGGUAAGUGCUUCCGCCUAAAGACAGCCCUCACUGAUCAUCAGAGAACACAUACAGGGGAGAAAUCAUAUGAAUGUCCACAAUGUAGGAAUGCCUUCAGAUUGAAGUCACACCUCAUCCGUCAUCAGAGAACUCACACAGGAGAGAAACCAUAUGAGUGUAAUGACUGUGGGAAGUCUUUCCGCCAGAAGACAACACUCUCCCUACAUCAGAGAAUUCAUACAGGAGAGAAACCCUAUAUUUGUAAAGAAUGUGGGAAGUCCUUUCACCAGAAGGCAAAUCUUACUGUACAUCAGAGAACUCAUACAGGGGAAAAGCCCUAUAUUUGUAAUGAAUGUGGGAAAUCCUUCUCCCAGAAGACAACCCUCGCUCUUCAUGAGAAGACUCAUAAUGAAGAGAAACCUUAUAUUUGUAAUGAGUGUGGAAAAUCCUUCCGCCAGAAGACAACCCUUGUGGCACAUCAGAGAACACAUACAGGGGAAAAAUCCUAUGAAUGUCCUCACUGUGGGAAGGCUUUUAGAAUGAAGUCAUACCUCAUUGAUCAUCACAGAACUCACACAGGAGAGAAACCAUAUGAAUGUAAUGAAUGUGGGAAAUCCUUCAGUCAGAAGACAAAUCUCAAUCUACAUCAGAGAAUUCAUACAGGAGAGAAACCCUAUAUUUGUAAUGAGUGUGGGAAGUCUUUUCGCCAGAAAGCAACCCUCACUGUACAUCAGAAAAUACAUACAGGGCAGAAAUCCUAUGAAUGCCCUCAGUGUGGCAAAGCCUUUAGCAGGAAAUCAUAUCUCAUUCAUCAUCAAAGAACUCAUACAGGAGAGAAACCAUACAAGUGUAAUGAAUGUGGGAAGUGCUUCCGCCAGAAGACAAAUCUCAUUGUACAUCAGAGAACUCAUACAGGGGAGAAGCCUUAUAUUUGUAAUGAGUGUGGUAAGUCCUUCAGUUAUAAGAGAAACCUUAUUGUCCAUCAAAGAACUCACAAGGGAGAAAACAUGGUAAUGCAGUAAUAAAUGAUGUGAUUUCUUUGUGUAGCUUUUUUAAGUUAUUGUAAAACUUUAGUUUUUUUAAAAGCAUGCUUAACAUGUGAAUAAGGUAAUUUUAAUCACAAAUGUAAUAAUAAUUAUUAAUUUAAUGUACUAUACCACAUAACUAUUUAUCUACUGUUUACUAGCAUAUGAAAUGGAUAUGAUCAUUGAUAUUGAACUCUUAUCAGCAAUGAAGCUAAUUUUUUACGUUUUCAAGUUCUCCUGCUGACUCAGUUUGUUUUUUAAAAUUCUUAUAUAAUACAUGCAGAAGCAAGAUACCAAGUGGUUUUAAGUAUCAGUCUCCAUAAGAGGAAGAAAUUAUGAAGUAUAUUUCUCAUUGCACUCUGCGGAAUAAAAGUUAGUUGUUACUUCCCCAAAGAUUACCACUUCCCUGGCUUUUAACAUGAAAUAGUUUUUGCAUGUCUUUAAACUUUAUAUAUAUUUUAUUAUACAUUACAAAUUCUUUUAUGUCUUGUUUCACUCAACACUUUAAAGAUUCAUACAUUAUUGCAUGUGGCAGUAGUGUAUUCAUUUUCAUUCUGUAUACUCUUCCAUUUUAAGAAUAUACUGCUAUUUAUCUAUCCUCUUGAUGGAUAUUUGUAUUUUUUAUAAUUUUGUGUUGUAAUAAAAAUACUGCU
Messenger RNA from Physeter macrocephalus (sperm whale), 2838 nucleotides. RefSeq names its product zinc finger protein 567 (gene ZNF567). The record is from RefSeq and is a predicted model, not a curated record. Gene Ontology annotation, molecular function: DNA-binding transcription factor activity; RNA polymerase II cis-regulatory region sequence-specific DNA binding. The coding region runs from base 239 to 2182 and encodes 647 amino acids. Gene Ontology annotation, biological process: regulation of transcription by RNA polymerase II. Lineage: Eukaryota; Metazoa; Chordata; Mammalia; Artiodactyla; Physeteridae. The transcript is spliced from 6 exons.